This is a messenger RNA of Polyodon spathula (Mississippi paddlefish), 4201 nucleotides long. It is a transcript of the gene hs6st2, whose product is annotated as heparan sulfate 6-O-sulfotransferase 2. The transcript has 2 exons. Gene Ontology annotation, molecular function: heparan sulfate 6-sulfotransferase activity. The coding region runs from base 525 to 1823 and encodes 432 amino acids. Gene Ontology annotation, cellular component: membrane. The record is from RefSeq and is a predicted model, not a curated record. Lineage: Eukaryota; Metazoa; Chordata; Actinopteri; Acipenseriformes; Polyodontidae.
UCUGUAAGAUCCAGCACCUGAACAUUAGCAGGAGUUCCGUCUUAAAUUAUUGUUUUUCCCGGGAGUUGCAGCACGUCUACACUGAAAGGACACGGUAUUGUGUUGCGUGUUUUUAGUUAAUUAAGUUAACAAAGACAUGAAUAGGCUAUUGACUUGGUAAACAAAUAGUAAAGAUUGGGAUUGAAUUAAGGGUGAAUGAUUUUGAAAGACUCGCUGCGGGAUAGCCAUCAUCGCUUCCCUCCCGCACCCCACCCCCUCCCGUGAAAGAAAAAAAAACACGAAAUCACUUACUGUGGCCGCGCCGAGGCUGUCGGGAAGGGAAGACUGGCACUGCUCAUGGAGGGAUAAACGGAGGCUGCAGCACAAAGGGAGGCUGAUUGUAUGUAUGUAUGUAUGUAUGUAUUUGCGCCUGUCCGCAUGCACCGUUUUAUUCCUGCUUCAGAACGAGAAAUCAGAUAGCCAGCCCUAGCUAACGCGGGCUGUACACUGGGAGUAAGUAAUGCGCCUGGAUUUACCCAGUGAACAUGGAUGACAAGUCCAACAAGCUUCUGUUAGCGUUGGUUAUGCUGUGUCUCUUCGGCGUGAUCGUAUUGCAGUACGUUUGCCCAGGCUCCGAUUGCCAGUUGCUUUUGCGCCUUCAAGCCGGCUGGGGCUCGCCUUCAUCAGCGGGCGGCGCUGCGGCUUUCUCCGGCGGAGGCGGCGGUGGUGGUGGUGGCGACCCUUACCGGGCAGAGGACGGGACUCUGGCUCGCUUCGUGCCCCGCUUCAACUUCUCUGAAGACGAGCUGCGGCGCGCAGUGGACUUCAACAUCAAGGGGGACGACGUGAUCGUUUUCCUGCACAUCCAGAAGACUGGGGGCACAACCUUCGGGCGACACCUGGUCCGCAACAUCCUGCUGGAGCAGCCGUGCGAGUGCCGGGCCGGCCAGAAGAAGUGUACCUGCCUCCGGCCCGGAAAGAAGGAGACCUGGCUGUUCUCUCGGUUCUCCACGGGCUGGAGCUGCGGGCUGCAUGCGGACUGGACCGAGCUCACGAACUGCGUGCCUGCGCUCAUGGACAUCAAGGCGGAGCCCACGCCGCAGAAACCCCGCAGGAACUACUACUACAUCACGAUCCUGCGGGACCCGGUGUCACGGUACCUGAGCGAGUGGCGCCACGUGCAGCGGGGGGCCACGUGGAAGGCGUCUCUGCACGUGUGCGACGGGCGCGCCCCCACCCCCUCCGAGCUGCCCGUCUGCUACUCGGGGGACGACUGGUCGGGCUGCACGCUGGCAGACUUCAUGGACUGCCCCUACAACCUGGCCAGCAACCGGCAGGCGCGCAUGCUGGCCGACCUCAGCCUGGUGGGCUGCUACAACCUGUCUGUGAUGGGCGAGGAGCAGCGCAGCCGCAGCCUGCUGGAGAGCGCCAAGCGCAACCUCAAGGAGAUGGCCUUCUUCGGGCUGACGGAGUUCCAGCGCAAGACCCAGUACCUGUUCGAGCGCACCUUCCACAUGCGCUUCAUCAGCCCCUUCACCCAGUUCAACAGCACCCGGGCCGCCGGUGUGGAGGUGGAGCCCGAGACCCAGCAGCGCAUCCGGGAGCUCAACGUCCUGGACAUGGAGCUCUACGAAUACGCCCGGGACCUCUUCCUGCAGAGGUUCCAGUACUCCCGGCAGCAGGAGCACAGGGAGGCCAGGAGGAGGCGCCAGCAGGAGAGGAGGCGGCUCCUCCGGGGCAGGCUGCAGUGGAUGCGGCAGGAGGAGGAGGAGCUAGCCUGGGGGCAGGAGGAGAACUCCACUGGGGGGGACUACAUGGGCAAUGUGGAGAGGUGGCGGCGGUAAUGCAGGGCUCUUGGGGAGGGGGGGGGGGGGGACACCUAACUCUCGUUCUCUAGUUUUGAGAGAGGGUGGGACUUCUUGAUCCAGACUGGGGGGAAAUGUCAAGAGUUUACACUGUGCUUGGGGACAGAAGUGUGUUCAUUUGAAAACUGAAAUCAAAUAGUUGUUUUUUUUUUUUUCAAUCCAAGACCUGAAGCCAUUGUGAAUUCGCACUAGACUCGGAACCAAAGUGAGUUCACCCCAUUAUGAAACUGAAGCGAAUUCAGUUGAAAGUAAAAAGCCAUCCCAAAUUCACACUGAACUUGAACCAGAAGUGAAUUCUUCAGAAUUAAGACUGCAGUCAUUUCUGAAGUCGUUCCAGAUUUGAAAGCGGCUGCGCUUUUCUUGUUUUAUUUCUAUUGAAGGACCCGGAGCCUGUUGAACCCGUGUCUCUAAAGAGAUGGCAUGCAGAAACAUCCCCCUCCUGAGGGGGCUUAGAAUUUUACAAUGUUACCUUCUGACAGCCUCUGCUUGCUUGGUUUAUUUAUUAUACCUUUUAAAUGUGAGAAUCAAGUCUUUGGACACAGUGCAGGAUUAAGAAUAUACACGAACAUCUGUACUGUAACGUGUGAGGUGUUGAGGUACCGUCUCAUAAGACUCCGCCAGUCGGUAGGAGCAAUCCAAUCCCAUCUCAUCCUGUUAGAACACUUCUACUGUGCCUCAUUUAACAUUCCAGAAGUACUCUUCGUUCAAAACCGUGCAAUAGUAACAUCAAGCUUAUUUUUAUUUUGUAACACUGGGAAUUCUGUCUCUUUUUAAUAUGUGCAAAAUCAAAUUAGUUUAACAAACAGACAAAAAAAAAAACACCUGAACUUUGCAUCAUGGGCUGGUUUUAAUGCUGGGUUGGUGGAUGGUCCCUGUUGUUGCUGCUGCUUGUACCAGAACAAUGUGAUUUAGAAAUGAACUCCCAUUGCAUAGCUGUCUACCCUCCUGAGUUCGUUCUGGGUUUUACUUUUCCCUUGCAAGUUGUAUAGACCAGUAAUCCUUUAGUGACUCUGCACUGGGAGCUUGACAUUGGACCUCAUGCUUUGAAUGAUCCAGUGCAUCACUCACCCUGCCCUGCUCUUUCACUGGGAUUCUGUCUUCUCUUCUACGUGGUGCAAUGCCCCCACCCAGUGGCUGCUUUGUGUAAUGUAGCUAAAUGUGAAUCUGAAUGUUCAGAAUACUUUCAUUGCAAAGCUGCUGUCUUCUACACACAAGUACUGUAAAAUGUCUUAACUGUCUUAUGCAAGUGUUUGGGGUUUAUGGUCUGUUUGAUACCUGUGUCGAACUAAUUCUGAGCUUGUUUGGAGCAUGUCUGUGCUUGCUGGGCUGAGCGAUCACGUGACACUUGAUUCUAUUGGCUCCUCCUGCUUCUGUACAGCACCAGGGGCCAACAGAUUAGAACAAGCAGUCGGUCACAUGAUGUGAGGUUGGGAGAAACAUACCUGGCUGAAACACAGCCUUUUGCAAGUCAGCUCAAAGCCAGCAAGGCAGAACUGCAUUGUGACCUCAACAUCAUAGCAGUAUAUGGAUGUAUAUUAUAUAUAGAAAUGUUUCAUCUUGAUCCACGCGCACUCUUCCUGUGAGUCCAAACUAGAACUGGUUCCUGAUGUCCAAUUUCCUUUCUGAAGCCUUAAGCAAAUGUGACCCUGACUGUAGGAAAGGACGUGGAGGGGGCGGGGCUCAGACUGAGGUGGAGGUGGAGAGGGCGGGGUACAGACUGGAAGGGGGUGUGUUCUCUAAGCCUUUUUAUUUAUUUAUUUUUACAUGUGCAUGGGGGCUGACUGCAUUCUGUCUGUAAAUAUGUUGAUUUUGUACAUAGGGAAUGUCUGAGACUGAAGGAUGCUUUGCCAUAAAUAAAAUGCCUUCUGCUUUUUAAUGGUGUCCUUGCUUUCCUGACAGACCCCUCAAGUGAACCUUUCUUUACAUUUUUGCUUUGCGUUUUUUUUUUUUCACUGUCAACUGCAAUGCACUUUAUAAACAAUAGGGGGCACUGAAUACUAAACAAUUCAGCCACUCCUGUCAGAAAAAAAAACUAAACAGAAGUCCAUCCCUUCCUUAAAAAAAGUGAAUGAAUUCUACAGGUGCUCCAUCAAGUGAAAUAUUCCAGUAUCCAGCUCAUUGAUUUCAGAGUAGAUAAAUCUACAAGAUGCUGCUCACAAGAGCAGGUAGUGAUCAGGGCACAAUGCUGUGCUCCUCCCCUGCCUUCACACAGGACACUAGUUCCUUUUAUCCUUCCAGGUGCAUACUUGUUGAGACAGGGGCAGGCAGAAUAAUACAAUACAAUCCACACUGCCCCUGCAGCCCCGAGUGUAUGCAGAGCAACAGUGUUAUAGAGUCAUCCUGCAUAGGCUGCUUUC